Molecule: messenger RNA, 393 nt
Organism: Dicrocoelium dendriticum
Lineage: Eukaryota; Metazoa; Platyhelminthes; Trematoda; Plagiorchiida; Dicrocoeliidae
Source: the annotation of a GenBank genome assembly
AUGCAACCAAUCAAUUUAUUGCAACUUCCAUACUUUAAUCUAACAGAACAACCGUUAAAUAUUCCAAUUACAGCUGCCGUAAUCUCCGGUCCUAUCCCAGAAAAGUUCUGUCAGGAGGUGGGGAAGCAAACAGGAUACGUGACUCAGUCUUGUACUUCAAUGGGCAAGUCGCAAAAGUCAUCCACCCAUAUAAGGAACGGCGUUAUCCAUCUGAGAAGACAGACAUCAUUUUAUCCGUUUGACCUUCCUGGGUACAUGAUUGAACUUGCAGAAUUGGUAAACCGUAUGAAUCAACAGCAUGGGAAGUGCGAAUUCAAUGGAUACAUCCAACUGACUCGUGAUCAUCCAAUUAAAAAGACAAACAUCCAUACCCCGCAGCAGCGCCAGGUUUAG